AUGGCAACUCCCAAAUUCAACUCCAAGUCGCCUACGAUACGACGUAUACAAUCAGACCUGUUCGAAUGGCACUUCACCUUCAGAGGCCCUCCCAACUCGUCCUACAGCGAAGGCAUCUACCACGGCCGCAUCGUGCUGCCCCCCACUUACCCCCUCCGCCCGCCAAGCUUCCGCUUCCUGACGCCGAGCGGCCGGUUCGAGACCAACCGCGAGAUCUGUCUGAGUAUCAGCGGCCACCACGAGGAGACAUGGCAGCCCGCUUGGGGCGUGAGGACGGCACUUGUAGCGUUGCGAAGUUUCAUGGAGACGGAUCCCAGAGGUCAACUCGGCGGUCUCGAGACAAGCGACGCCGUACGAAAGCGCCACGCCACAGCAUCACAUGCGUUCAAGUGCUCAACAUGCGCAAAAACCAAUAUCGAAAUCAUUCGAGAGUGCGAAGAGGCCGCCAAAGCCAACGCCGACUCCUCUGAAGCCACGACCGAAGUUGAGAUCCCGUCCGAACUGAAGUUGAGCUACAAGGACGAGUUGACCAAGGCUGCGGCGGGUUCAGAAGAGGGCCAGGAGGCGACCACGACGGCGGCGGCGGUGGCGGUGGCACCGAGGACUGAAGCGGUUGAUACAGAGAGCGCCGAGCUGGCGGAGGGUUUUGUUCGUACGGCGCCCGAGACAAACGCAGCAGUCCCGAGUACGGCGCCAGCUUCACAAACUUCGGCGGUAUCUUAUCCUCCUGCUCGUCCGGGUCAGGGGAUCCCCGCCCCUACGAGGACAGUUUCGUUGCCCCCGGCUCCGAAUGUUAGUGUACGUCAGCAAGCUCCUCCAGCUGCUCGUGCCUACGACGAGGGUGUUCCGCUUUGGAUUGAUCGAGCGAUUGUCGUGCUCGUCGUACUUCUGCUGGCUAUGAUUCUCAAGGUCUUACUUGAUAUGUAG
Messenger RNA from Colletotrichum spaethianum, 927 nucleotides. Its product is annotated as ubiquitin-conjugating enzyme E2 Z. Lineage: Eukaryota; Fungi; Ascomycota; Sordariomycetes; Glomerellales; Glomerellaceae. The transcript is spliced from 3 exons. The coding region runs from base 1 to 927 and encodes 308 amino acids. The record is from RefSeq and is a predicted model, not a curated record.